This is a messenger RNA of Amoebophrya sp. A120, 4258 nucleotides long. The record is from the annotation of a GenBank genome assembly. NCBI's taxonomy places the organism in Eukaryota, Dinophyceae, Syndiniales, Amoebophryaceae.
GAAAACUACGCUAGGCUACUUCUAGAAGUACUACAGAAUUCAUAUAGCAGCUACAAGGAAACAGCUUAACAGUGACACCUCGACGUAUCAAAAACAAAAAGAUUCCACUGACGCCAACAAUCUCAUCCUUGACCUCGCUGGUGUAGUAGAAACAAAAUGCGCCGGACCAGUUUCGCAAAUUCCGGAAGCAGGAGUAGAGCGACCUGCUCUAUUUCCGCAACUAUGACUCGCCUAGUCGGCCUUCUCACCACCGCUUUGCUCGAGCAGCGGCAUUUCCUGGUAGACGUGGUCCUUGCUGGAGGUACGACGGCGGGACAACAACCUGUCGACGAGGUGGGAGCGCAACAAGACUCAGGGUUGUACCCCAGUAUUCCCGUCGCGGGGGUUCCUCGUGCACCUGACAAUGUGCAAAUGUUGCAAAUAGACGCUGCUACAGAAGAACUUGAGAGAGCAGUAGCGUCGCACAACGAAGAUCUCAGUCACAGUCUCGACGCAGUCUCUCAUCAGCGCCAGCACUUUGUUCGACGAGGAGGACAUCACGAGCCUAGGCCGACAAUACCUGCAUCAAGCAUGUCAACACAACGAGUAGAUGAACAUGGUCUUCCAAGAACAAGAACCUCCUCCCACCAUCAAACAAUUAAGCGGUCCCGCCGCGCCGCCCACAACAUCCCUCCGUCCUCCUUCAUCGACGGGAAAGCGCUCGCGCCGAAUCCUUACGCGCGGGUGCAAAUUUUGUACUGCCAAGGUGACCGGAACUGCGAGUCUUCGGAGGCCGUGAAGGUCUGUCCGAGCGUUUCGUCUGACAAGAACACCGGGAAAGAGUAUUACACGUUGGUGGCCAAUCCCCUUGCCCGGGGCGACUGUCGCAACCCGGACUGGGAUGUCUUACCUUCUUCCGGCGUUUCCGGACAAACCACGACCACCAGAGCACACAGCGAGCGGCAACUGUCGGUGUACACGACCUGCUCGCAGGCACAAAACGAGUACUUCCGCGCCGCGGCACUGACGCUCGGGCGCCCGCCGGUGGAGGCGGACUUGGCGAACCUGUGCAUCUGGAACGGGUGGCGGGGACACAGUGCGCAAGACGUGAUGAUUCUAACGAACAAGGAUUGUCAGGCUUAUUUGGCGCAGGAAGCAACACUCUGCCACGUCACGUCGAUGCUGGUAUAUAUCAAUACUAAAAAGAAAUCACUGCUGGUGUAAUUCAUUGAUUCAAAGCCACUCUGGCUUAACUCGUUUGCUAGUCCUAGAUUGAUUCCGAGCAGAUGUCGAUGUGCUAGUGCUGCAGUGGUGCCCACGAGGAUGCAGCUGUCUUUAAUCCAAAAAAAAACUAACAUUCAUCUCGCAGAUCACCGCUAUGCUUUCCACCACGGCGGAAACUAACGAGAAGCACUGCCGCUGUGAGAUCCAGCAGGAAAUCCGACAUUUCCUUGACAGCACAAGCGGGACAAAUUCGACAACGCCGGUUUGCGCGGGGGAUCGAGAAAAUAUCCUGAACGGGCUGAAAUUCCUGGAGUGCGACGGGACAGCGUACUCUUACAACCCCGCUGCCAGUAGUAGUUCCGGUAGCAGCAGCAACGCAACCGCUUUGGCACAGCGGAACCAGAUAGCCUUUGCCGAGGUAAGAGAGUUGGUUUCUUGGGAUGUGUUUCAGAAAUGAUACUCAUGCAAAGCACAUUAGGCGACGCCUUCGUAGGCCGCUUAGUGAUGAAAACGUUGAAAGGUCACCGGACGAUACUAGAAGAUCAUGUUUGAUGUUUGAACUUCGAUUUCCAACCUCUCUCAGACAAAGUCCACGCCCCGCCCGCGGCUGUUGCGGUCCCUGGCGAGUUUUGCGCGCGCGAAUGGCGGUUCCUCUGCCACGGAUUCUUCAUCUUCAAGUCCCCAACAACGUUCCGCCGCCGCACUGCUAGGCACUAACAGCGCAGUGGACCAGCUUGAGCGGCGCAACGGGUUCUACCGCAGCAGCGCCGUGCUCUCAGACACUGGGUCAGCGUGGUCCACCACGACUACGACAGGAGACGAUGCGUCGUUCUCUAGCAGCGGAACAAACUCCGGUCCGCAAGAACUCGUUCAAUCAUCCUGGCUGGUGCCGCCGACCGAGUUCCAGGGGUUCCAGAUGUACAACGUGCAAAUUCUGCCCAACUGCGGCAUCAAAGUCGCCCUGUUCUCCCAGUCCUUUCCGCAGCCGGACAACUAUCAAAACUCGGACGGGGAACUGUUCCGCGACACCAACUUCGCCUCCGGGCUGGGCGGGGUGCGCACCAUUCCCGUGAACAAUCAAACUACAACGUCUAAUUUAACCGCGGAACAGCAGUAUGCGCGGGAUGUGGAGGUGAUUGCGGGUACCUCCGGGGAGCAAACGCUGGCGGACGCGGGAAAUGUCCCGCGGGCCGACCCGUUCGUGGUGGCCGAGAAAAAGUACGAGAUCAAAAAGAUGUUCUCCACCCUGGACAGCCUCGCGGGCAACGUGAUGGUGAACAGCGAGACCUACGACGUGGGGGACGCACGAGGCGUGCAGACGAAGGUGUUUCCCAUGCACGAGGACGAGUCUUUCUACUUUGUGUUGGAACCGCAACUGCCGGACCGAAAGAACGUGUUCCGAAUCCGCUACCAAUGCAGCCUCGCGAAAAAAAACGCGCUCGUGGUAGGAAUUCUUUUUGUUUUUCUGGUUUAAUUGUGGGCCUCGUGGUUAUGCUCGUCGACGUUGAAGAUUGUAGUUUCUGUGAUUGUUUCUAUGCCCUUUUCUCACCCUUUAUCACGACAGGAUGUGUACCAGAAGCACAUGGACUAUCCAAGCAGCUACCCCGUAGAGGAGAGGAACUAUGUGGCGAACAUGCUCCAACUCUGCGAAGACAACUACUACUGGUGCGUGAAGGAAGACGCAAUCACCGGCAUCAGCAAAUUUUACCUCUGUAACAACGGAGGCUUAACCGCGACGUUCCGCCUAGAUUUCGUCCACACGCAGCUCAGCUCGAUCUACGCCGCAAAAGAAAGGGAGCAGGGGGUAAGGACGAUCUUCACGUGUUUAGGCACAGGAUGUGCUUUCGUGUUGAAGACGAAAGCACAGUUCUUCUGCUUCCAUCAUCGAGAUUGAAUUACUGGGUAUAAUUGCGUCGAAGAUGUUUUUGUGUACUAACUGUAGCGUGUCAUGCUGUUACUUUCUUAUCUCAUCGUCGUCACGUCACAUAAUCACUAACGUAACACCACAACUGCAAAAUCGAAAAUCAGACCUCUAUCCGCGGUUCGGUCUGCACGGCGCUGUACAGCGAUUUCCGGCCGGGGCAGGACGCGCUUGCCAGUGGCGAUAUCACGGUCGGGUACGAGCAAACGUCCUACGUCGCCCGCAAGUUUUCCUGGGUGGACGACGCGUUCUUGCUCAUUUUCAUGUUCGGUGCACUAUUGAUCGCCGCGUUUUGCUACUUUAUCCGCGAUCACGAAAAGGAGGAGUUGGAGCACUUGCAGGAGCGGCGCAAGUUUAACUUUCUGGACAUGCACCACAACUACACCGUCCCGCCGAAAACGGGGACCGACGGGAAGAGCACCAGAGACAGUAAGAAGGCUGACGCAGAACAAGCCCAGCAGGACUUGCCGAAGGCCCACCCCGAAUACGACGACAGCGCGGAAACGUUGCGAGACGCGGGCGAUUUGCGGAAAACCGACUACACCCACGUCGCGAGGCCCUCGACGCAAGGAGACGGAGGGGAAACACGAGAUUUGGCUGCUAUGCUGCGGUGAGGAAGUGGAAAUAUUUCUUGAUGUGUUUAUUAAUCAUGUGAAUACCAAAACCCAACUCAGAAUGUACCUACACCUAGACGACCUAGUUCCUGAAAAACACCCUGCCAGGAGCAGUAGUUCUUCCUUGUACAAUUUAAGGCUCAGGAACAUCGUUUUCCUUUUCUAUUUAUCUAUCAAGCACAAGCGUCAGUCGAGUCCUAAAAAAGAUCCUAUUCUUACUAAGGGUAAGGAGGUCUUGUAACUGUCGAUUCAUAUUUAGACGCGAAAUGUAGUACGGAGACCGUAAUACUAGAAGCAGCUACAGCUAGAAGUUUUUGCCACCACGUAAAAACUACAAAGAGCCCCAGCACCCUUGCAGCUAUAGCUCCUGUGUAAAUUAGUGAGACGCUUGCAGCGAAUUCGAUUUCAAUGACAAUGUACCAAAGUGAGUUGACGUCUCUUGUCGACUGGUUUCCACCGUGGUCUGCAGACCCCUAAUGUAAAUCUGCAAGCUGCUUGCUUGAUGCGAGGACACCAGUGC